Messenger RNA from Scophthalmus maximus (turbot), 4661 nucleotides. RefSeq names its product protocadherin 18b (gene pcdh18b). Gene Ontology annotation, biological process: homophilic cell-cell adhesion. NCBI's taxonomy places the organism in Eukaryota, Metazoa, Chordata, Actinopteri, Pleuronectiformes, Scophthalmidae. The coding region runs from base 357 to 4109 and encodes 1250 amino acids. Gene Ontology annotation, cellular component: plasma membrane. Gene Ontology annotation, molecular function: calcium ion binding. The transcript has 4 exons. The record is from RefSeq and is a predicted model, not a curated record.
CUCACGCACACUCGGAGAAAGCUGCGCCUUUUCUUCGCCCAGACAUUCACUCUCGCUCAUUCGCGGAGGCGCACGGCGCACACGCAGGAGGCGACAGGCAUAUGACGAUAUAUGCAAAAGCCACAAGGAAGGCGCCGUGAUUUGAUUGCGCAUUCUGUGCUCGUACAAAAGGAGAACAUCUGAAGUUUCGUCGUGUAUCUAUAUAUCUAUUUAUUUAUUUAUUUAUCUAUGUUUUUGCGGUCUUUUUUUGGAGUCGAAGUGAGCAGGGGCAGCAGCAGCAGCGGAGGAUUGAUUCAACAUGCCAGAUUUCUGAGAGGACAUCUACCCCUGUAGCCCCGGCCCGGUUUUAUUCCCCCAUGGAAGUAAGCGCCAGAGUGUGCGCAAAGAAGAUGGGGGCAAAAAUGGUCCAAGCCAAAGGAAAUAUUUUCUCUCCGGCACUGCUCCAGCUAUUGCUUUUGGUCGCGCUCAUACACGGAGCCGCUGGCAAGACUUUGAAAUAUAAAGUUUUCGAGGAGCAGAAAGUGGGCACGGUUAUUGCGCGGUUGCGGGAGGAUGUCGCCGGGGUUUUGUCCAAACUACCGAGUUCGCUGAACUUUCGGUUCCGCGCGAUGCAACGGGGGAGCACGCCGCUCUUGUCUGUCCGGGAGGAGGACGGGGAGAUCAGCAUUGGCACCAAGAUCGACCGCGAGAAGCUCUGUGAGAAAAACUUGAACUGCUCGAUUGAAUUCGACGUGGUCACGCUGCCGACAGAAUACCUGCAGCUGUUCCAUGUGGAGGUGGAAGUGCUGGAUAUCAACGACAACUCCCCGCACUUCUCCCGCGCCAUUGUCCCCAUUGAGAUUUCCGAGAGCGCAUCCGUGGGGACGCGAGUCCCGCUGGAUGGCGCAGUGGACGCAGAUGUCGGAGACAAUUCCCUGCACACUUACACUCUGACACCCAAUAACUUCUUUAAGAUCGAUGUGAGGACCAGGACGGACGGGGCCAAGUACGCGGAGCUGGUGGUGAUGAGGGAGCUGGACCGGGAGGUCCUGUCCAGCUACCAGCUGCAGCUCACAGCCUCGGACAACGGUGUGCCCCCCAAGUCUGGCUCCACUUUGCUCAAAAUCAUCAUUUCCGAUUCCAAUGACAACAGCCCGGCCUUUGAUGAGCAGGCCUACAUCAUCAAUUUGCUGGAGAACUCUCCCCUCGGGACUCUAAUCAUUGAUUUGAACGCCACAGAUCCAGAUGAGGGCACUAAUGGGAAAAUAGUCUACUCGUUCAGCAGCCACGUUUCUCCGAAGAUCUUGGAAACAUUUAAGAUAAACCCAGAAACUGGCCACAUCACUCUUAUUAAGAAAGUUGACUUUGAAACCACAGCUUCCUAUGAGCUGGAUGUGCAGGCUCAGGACAUGGGCCCAAACUCCAUCCCUGGACUUUGUAAAAUUGUGGUGAAAGUGGUGGAUGUAAAUGACAACAAACCAGAGAUAAACAUCAACCUGAUGACGCCUGGCAAAGAAGAAGUGGCCUAUAUUUCCGAGGGGGCGCCCGUGGACACCUUCAUAGCUCUGGUGCGUGUUGAUGACAGCGACGCAGGCCUCAACGGUGAGGUGGUGUGCAGGCUUCACGGCCACGGCCACUUCAGACUCCAGAAGACCCACGAGAAGAACUACAUGAUCCUCACCAACAUCUCGUUGGACAGGGAGAAGAGGUCAGAGUACAGUCUGACGGUCAUAGCUGAGGACAGGGGUUCUCCCAGCCUCUCCACCAUCAAACAUUUCACUGUUCAGGUGCUGGACGAAAAUGACAACCCCCCACGCUUUGAGAAGAGCCACUAUGAGGUAUUUAAAUCAGAAAACAACUCCCCGGGAGCCUAUCUGAUGACUGUGGUGGCCUCAGAUCCAGAUCUGGGAACCAAUGGCCAGGUCACCUACAACAUCAUAGACGCCGUGGUCCAAGGGAGCCCCAUCUCCACCUACGUCACCAUUGAUCCCUCUAAUGGCGCCAUCUAUGCCUUGCGCAGCUUUGACCACGAAGACGUCAGCCGGGUGGCUUUCAUCAUCCAGGCACGCGAUGGCGGAAACCCGUCACUGUCAGCAAACACCACUGUCCUUCUAACUGUUUUGGAUGAAAACGACAACCCGCCUGUCAUUCACUCGCCCCCCAUCCAGAACCACACUGCUGAGCUUCUGGUGUGGAAGUAUGCGUCUCCUGGUCAGCUGAUAACUGCGCUCAAAGUCACAGACCGCGACGCUGGUGCCAAUGGAGAGCUGAGCUGCGCCAUCGUUGGAGGCAAUGAGGACAGGCUGUUUGUCAUGGAUGCCCGGCGAUGUGAGCUCAGAACCAAUGCCACUCUGGAACAGGCUCCUCGGGACGUGAUGGAGCUCAAGGUAGAAGUGCAAGACAGAGGCACCAGUCGGCUGUCCACAGGGGCCCUCCUCAGGCUCUCCCUGCAGGAGAACAUGGACAUCCUCCCCCCUCUCUACCCCACUGGCACCAGCCAAGCCUCACUGGAUCUCUCCCUCAUUGUCAUCAUCUCUCUGGGUGCCGUUUGUGCUCUCUUGCUCAUCGUUAUGGUGAUGUUUGCCACCACCCGCUGCAGCCGCGAGAAGAAAGACCCCAGACACAACUACAACUGUCGUGUGGCAGAAAGCAGCUACCAGAACCACCCCAAAAAGCCCACCAGGCAGAUCCACAAGGCAGACAUCACCCUGGUCCCAACUGUCAACGGGACUCUGCCCGUCCGGGCACACCCGCGCUCGCCGUCAGCCUCCCCGACACCGGAGAGGGGCACCCUGGGGAGCAGACAGAGCCACCAUAGCCGCCAGUCCCUCAGCAGCCUGGUCACCAUCUCCUCCAAUCAUGUACCAGAGAAUUUUGCCCUGGAGCUUGCCCACGCCACACCUCCUGUAGAGCAAGUCUCACAGCUUCUGUCCAUGCUCCAUCAGGGCCAGUACCAGCCACGACCAAGCUUCAGAGGCAACAAAUAUACCAGGAGUUACAGAUAUGCCUUGAAUGAGAUGGACAAGUUCAGUCUGAAGGACAGCGGCCGCGGGGACAGCGAGGCUGGGGACAGCGACUACGAGCCUGGCAGGGAGUCACCCAUGGAUAGGCUCCUUGGUGAGGGCUUUAUUGAGAUAUAUGCCCCUGAUGGUCAGCACAGAACGCAUGCAGCUAUGAGGCUCUGCACAGAGGAGUGUCGUGUCCUGGGCCACUCAGAUCAGUGCUGGAUGCCCCCCCUGGCCUCCCCGGCCUCGUCCUCCUCCGACUACCGAAGCAACCUAUACAUCCCAGGGGAAGAAGCGCGCCAGGUGACGGACCACUCGCAGGAAAAGACCCCACAGCCCUGCACUGACACAGGGACCGCCCGCAACCAGAGCUUCUCCACCUUCGGCAAGGACCUGGGCGCUGAGGACGGGGGAGAAGAGGAGGGGGGAGAGGACGGUGGGGGUGAGGCCAGAGAGGAAGACCUGUGCGGGACCACGUCACUGUUGUCAGAGAUGAGCAGUGUGUUCCAGAGGUUGCUACCCCAGGGGCUGGACUCCUACGUCCAGGUCAACGAGAAAGAGAAAGGGACCAGCCUGAGCGGGGUGGGUGUACCCAUGACUGGAUCUUUAGAUCGCAGGAGGGGCCAUCUGCCCGGCAAGCCGAGCCCCUCCGUCCACCAGCAGGGCGUGGCAGCCUGGGCUGCCAACACCCACUUUCAGAACCCAGGAAGCAGCAUUGGCCCGUCUGGCCAUCACCAGGGCGGCAGCUACCACACCUUGAAACCCAGCACCAAGCUCGGCUCCCAGAGCAGCAGCCACAAGGGCUCGCAGGCACCCAAGAACAGCCCUCAGAACAGCGGCCACCCCCCUAAACCCCACAGCAGCCCCCUGCUCACUGCACUGGUCAGCCCCACUCUGAUGCAGCAUUCCCCAGCCCCCGUGCCAGUACCAGUGCCACUCCCGGGACCCUCCUCCAAGUGGCUGCCUGCCAUGGAGGAGAUCCCCGAGAAUUACGAGGAGGACGAUUUCGACUCGGUGCUCGGCCACCUUCAGGGCAAACGCAGCGACAGCCGACACGAACUGGUGGACGCCAGCGAGCUGGUGGCUGAAAUCAACAAACUCUUACAGGAUGUCCGGCAGAGUUAGACUUCCUUUUUUUUGUUAUACCCUCUUUAUUUAUUCAUCACCCACAGACUGCUUCCUUUCACCUUCAGAAUAAAAGUAAGGUACUUUGGGUGGAAAAAAAAGGAUGUAAGAAAAUAACUGAAGUGAGAAACAAAGACAGAAAAACUAGACCUGCAAUUGUCGUUAAAGUUGCAAUUCUAAUGUAAUAAUUGUGUUUUGUGAAUGCUAAAUAUCCAAAAAAAAUUGUUUGUAAUUGCUUGUUUUGGUACACAAUGUACACUAUGUGACUGGUAUUUAUCUUUGUAUUUUAAAAAUACAUUUGUAUACUUAUAUUUAUAAAAGAAAGUGUAUAUAAACAUAAUCAGAAGUCUAUUUUUAUAUUUUGAAUGCAUGUUGAGUACAAAAACAUUGAAUCCAGACUGAGAUGCGAUCGACAUUCGAUGUAUUUAAAUUGUCUUUUUGUAUUGUGAUUUUUAUUUAGUUGUCACUAUAAUAUGUAUACAUGGAUAUAUUAAUGAAUUAAUGGACACUUGUCUUUGUGGUCUGUUGUGGGGAAGGGGAGGGCACACAAAU